Lodderomyces margitis is the source of this 3678-nucleotide messenger RNA. RefSeq names its product NAD-dependent histone deacetylase (gene HST3). NCBI's taxonomy places the organism in Eukaryota, Fungi, Ascomycota, Pichiomycetes, Serinales, Debaryomycetaceae. Gene Ontology annotation, cellular component: peroxisomal membrane. Gene Ontology annotation, molecular function: NAD+ binding. The transcript is spliced from 2 exons. Gene Ontology annotation, biological process: peroxisome organization. The record is from RefSeq and is a predicted model, not a curated record. The coding region runs from base 1 to 3678 and encodes 1225 amino acids.
AUGCAUAGCAUAAAUCUCGACGAUGGCAGCAACAAGAUAUCUGCCGACUUGUCAAUAAAAUUAAACGAAGCUAUUCGAUACAUCACCAAGUCAAAGAGAACCACCGUUAUAACUGGAGCAGGAAUCCUGUGUAAUGCAGGAAUACCCGAUUUCCGGUCCGAAAACGGAUUAUACAACAUGAUCAAACAUAAAUAUCCCAAAUCAAUAGUACGAGGUCAGGACUUAUUUGAUAUCAACUUAUUUAGAGAUGAAACGUCGCUUGAAAUCUUUUGUACAUUUAUGGAACGAUUAUACCAUCAUAGUUUGCUGGCAAAACCUACAGAAUCGCACAAGUUUAUUAAACAUCUAAAAGACAAGGGAAAAUUAUUACGAUGCUAUACGCAAAACAUUGACUCUUUGGAACAAAAUGUGGACUUAAAUCUUGGAAUCAACCAACAAGAUUUUGAAGUUGGCAGACUGGGUAAGUUUCGUGAAUCAUGGAAUAAUUUAGAUGUUGUCCAAUUACACGGAAACUUGCAUAAAUUAUCCUGUACUAAUUGUUUUGCUGAAUAUGAAUGGAGCAAUGAAUUCAAGACCAUGUUCAAUCAAGGUAUUAAUCCUGAAUGUACCAACUGUUUCAACAAGUAUCAACAACGGUUAUACCUGGGAAAACGAAUGACGGGGCAUAUAGGUGUAUUAAGGCCCGAUAUAGUGCUAUACGGGGAGAAUCAUCGCCAGCUGGAGAUUCUCAGUCAAGGAUUGACCAAUGACUUGAAAAGCAAACCGGAUUUGCUAAUUAUUAUGGGUACAUCGUUAAAAGUCGAUGGCGUGAAAAAAUUAGUCAAGAGUCUAAGUAAACAAAUUCAUGAACGUGGAGGGAAGGUGAUUUUUAUAAACAAGACAAGUUUAAGUAAAAUGUGGCAUAGUUACAUUGAUUACGAAAUCUUGUGUGAUUGCGACCAAUUUAUUCGCAUAUUGAAGGCAGAAAUUCCUGAUUUGUUCUUGACUCAAGAACAAUUGGACUCAAAGAAGUUGAAAAAUAAAGCUCAUGAGAGGGUUAUCAUGCCAAGUGACGCCUAUAAAUUGAUUGUGAAGCAGGAGACAGGUGAUGAGGUGAGCAAUAAUGCAAAAUGCAAGAGUGUUCAAGUGAAAGUGGAGUCUGGAUCAGCUGAUGUAUCUUCUUCAUCGUCAUCAACUUCACCAGUACGAGUAAAACAGGAAGUAACUAAUGAUAUUUUAACUCCACCUGAUACACCAACCAAAAAGAGAAAAAGACCAGAAUCAUCAACGUCGUCGCAACCACAACAGAAGAAACGACAGCCAUCUUUGAAAAGAGAACCAAAAGUGAAACUCGAAAAGAAUGGCGGUAAGGGAAGUGAUGAAGGGAAGUUAAAUGGAGCAAGAGGUUCAUCUUCGACAACUACUGAUGCAUCCACUACUGCUGCUGCAUAUAGGACACCGGCAUCUUCUUUUGACGAAUCAAUACCGUUGAAAUUUCAAGCUAUAUCCAAACCUACAUCAAGUAAUAGCAGCUAUCAAUUAUUGCAACCACUGCUACAAGAAGAACUUAAUACGAGACAGCAUAAGAGGGUUAGCAAAAUGGAGUCGGUAACGAAUUUACUAGGGAAUAUAUUGUCACUUGAUGACGAAACUAAAGCAAGUAGUGGUAGUGGACCACUGGGGAGACUGAAUCAAGGGCAAGCGACUGUGGCAUCAUUGACGCCAACAAAGAAACGUCGAUCGUUGGAUUUAGAUUUCAGUUCGUUUUGGAGAGAUAGUAAAGAUGGUUCAUCGGGUGGUGAUGAUUUAGCGACUGCUGGUGUUGGAACUGGAAAUGAAGCUACAAAAGGUAAGUCAAAUGCCAGUGCUUCUGCAAGCGAUACAAAAGCAACAAGUUUACCCGGUGGAGGAGCUGAUUUAUCAGGAGGAGCUAUUACUUCCGGUGUCAGUACGGGUGCGGGUGCAGGUGCAACUGCAACAGCCGCUUCGGCAGUUGCUGCUAGUACUGCCAAUGUAUCAGCUACGAAUCAAAAUUACUAUGCUGACAAAUUGAUGGAAAAGGCCAUAUCGAUGAUUAUACCCAAUGAGAUUUAUGACGAACAAACAAACAAGAUGUUGCAAGAUCGUCAAUUGAUGGCUAAAUUGCGACCACCAUUGAGUUUUGCAUUGAUGCAAAAAAACUCCAAUAAUCUACACCAGCGCAAUUCUGAAGUGUACAUUUUCUUUAAUCACGUCUUGAAAUAUGUCAAUUGGUUGGAUCCUUAUUAUACUAUUGGUGUUACGUUACUCAUUACUCAUAUGAUCUUGAAGCCGGUUUUGUUUAUCUGCUUACCUUGGUUUUUGUUAAUGGUCAACACCUUAAUUCCUCAUUAUUUGGUGGUUUAUCCCAUGGAUGCUAGUUUCAAUGGCGAAUAUCUAGAAGUCAAUCCCUAUCCACUGAAACAAGCUUUAGAACCAGCAAAAUUACCUAAACCAGUGCCAUUAUUUAGUAAAGAAUUUUUCAUGAAUUUAACCGAUACCCAAAAUUUCAUGACUUUACAGAGUCAUAUUUUCGAUUUCCAAACUUGGUUGUUUGCUGAUUAUUUGUAUUUCAAAAAUGAGCAAAUCAGUUCAUUCAUUGUCUUGACCUGUUUAGUCAUGGUGGGGGUUAAUUUACUAUGGUUUAAACUGAUUGCAUUGUUUUUAUUGAAUCAUGCUUGGAUCAUUAAGCUAUGGUGGGCAGUGACACUUUGGGGGUUUGUCAUCUUGAUGCAUCCCAGUCAACGGUGCAAGAUAUUAUCAUGGGUUUACGAGGAAGAUACUCGAUUAGGUAUUCAGAAUCGAGUCAAUAGAAUUGAAGAUAAGUUGACAUCGAUCUUAAUUGAUGAGAAUUUACAAUCAGAUUUACAAUUGAAUAAUAAUAGUGAUACCAAUUUGACCUAUGGGAAAUUGAUUGAAGUUUACGAAUUACAGAAGUUGAAUCAAGAAACAAAGAUUUGGGAAAUGGUUGGAUUCACUCCUGAGUUUUAUUCGAUAAAUGAUGGUGUUCGAAAGUACAACCGUGCUGUUAAACAACUAAAUCAUGAAAUUGUCCUGGCUGUGGUGGAAGAUGAUGGUGAGGAUGACGUUGUCGCUCCUACCAUUACUGAAUCAAGCCCAUCACGAAAUACUGGUAGUACCACAACGAGUCACAAUGGGGCAAGUAUCGGACAUGAACACAGGUAUCUUUCAUUACCCAAACGUGAAUCAAUCAAUUUAGUCAAACCUCCCGUGGGCUAUAAGUUUAUCCUCCAUGGUAAAUGGACAAUUGAUUUCAACAUUCAGUCAUGGGUUGAAUCUAAUUUCAUUCAAGAUUUGGUCAUUAUUGAUGACGAUGAAAAAUGGGCUUACGAUGUAACGAUACAUAAUAUAACUAUUGAGAAUAGUGCUGCUACUGCUGCUAAUGAUGAGAUAAUAGAUAAGCGUGACGAAAAUGAUGGAACUGAUUCUAAGGAUAAUGCCAAUAAUAAUAAUAAUACUAAUAAUACUAAUAACGGUGGUGGUAGUGAUGAUGAUAAUGAUGAUAAUGAAGAACAAAGACUACCACAUCAAUUGAAUGAGCUUGAUGAUGGUGAAAUAUAUAGAAGAAGAAGAUGGAUCAGAUACGUGGUGCGGGAAACUUAUAAGGAUAUCGAUCGUCCACCUGUUCAACAAUCGCAUCUUGCUUCGUGGGUAACAUAA